Molecule: messenger RNA, 3102 nt
Organism: Talaromyces proteolyticus
Lineage: Eukaryota; Fungi; Ascomycota; Eurotiomycetes; Eurotiales; Trichocomaceae
Exons: 13
Coding region: 1-3102 (1033 amino acids)
Source: RefSeq, a predicted model, not a curated record
AUGGCAAGCAUGCCACCUUCUGGAUUCACCUUUUCAUCAGGUUUCCUGUCCUCGCUUGCCCCCACCCCCUCAUCGUCAUCCCGAGACAGUAGUGAGGAAGGAAGUUCUGCGUCAACUACUCAAUCCCUAGGAGCGACGCUUCUCUUUCAGGAUUUGUCCCUCAGCGAUGCUGCAGGAUCGAUGCUUACACCCCGAGCUAGGUCGCCAACUGCAUGGCUGAGUCCGGGGAGCUCACCUUCUACUUAUGCACAGCAGCAUAAUGCUUCUCCGAGUCCCAGACCGAAACUCAAGGCCUUCUCUCGCAGAAGCCGAAAAUCUGGACGAACUCAGUCGACAUUUUCCAGUACAUCGCAAGCCAGCGUAUAUUUUGACGCCAGGGAGACGAGACCGGAGUUGAUAUUUUCAGACCAUAGUACGGAUAGAAUACAUAUCCCUGGAGCCUUUCCCACCCAGGAUGAUCAUAGCGAAAGUCAUGCUGCAGGAUGCGUCGAAAUGGAGUGUGAAGGUGGGUCAGCAAGUAAUCAAUACAGCGACCUUGCAGGACCAUCUGAAACGAGAACUACUGAUAUUUGUGAAGAGCUACUUCCUGGCGCUCCAGUUUAUCGCAAUCGGCUUCAAACUGGCCUGAAAGAGGUGAAAGUUCAACUAGCACGUCUUGCUAGAACUAUAGGAAUCUCUGACCUGAAAAAAGAUCAGUCUCCUGAUUUGUAUGAGCUGCAUGAGCGAACCAAGAGAUAUAGCAUGUUUGAGUACGCAAAAACUCGGACUGUGGGCUUCAUUGGUGCCUCUGGAGUUGGCAAAAGCUCCUUGAUAAACUCUUUGCUUGAUCAGCAGAGCUUGUCACGUUCAAGUAGUGAUGGCGCGGCAUGCACCUGCGUCGUGACUGAGUUCCGACAUGUUGAUAAAAAUCACACAGGACCUUUUACCAUUGAAGCGCAGUUCAUGACCGCACAAGAAAUGAGUGAGUUGUUGGAUGAGCUCCUCUCGAACUUUCGUCAAUUCCAUGUCACUUCACUCAAUCAGGCGUUGGAACCGGGGGAAGAAAAGCAGAAGUGCCAAAGUGAGGCUGAAAGGGCAUGGGAAACGUUUCAAUCGCUGUUCAACAAUCAGCCAAGAUUGACAAUGGAGUUUCUAUCAGUGGACUAUGAUGGGGCCCGUUCAGACAUUCUUGCUCAGUUAGAGCGGUGGGCGCAUGCCGGCCUAACACUGCGACCUGGCGGGUCCGAUGCGCUUGAUUACUCUACGAUUUCUGGUGAUCUUAAGGAAUGUCAAGACUCCCUCGACCUAUUGACUGCCAAUAAAAUGGGUAAUGGUAGACCGGCGUUGUGGCCGUUCAUCAAAUUGAUCAGAGUAUAUCUCAGUUCACCCAUUUUGAAAAACGGCUUAAUAUUGGCUGAUCUACCAGGCCUAAGCGAUCUUAACUUUGCAAGGGUCCGAGCCACCGAACGGUACCUUGCUCAUAGUUGCGACGAAGUCUUUGUCGUCGUGGACAUAGCUCGUGUUUGUACAGAUCUGUCUAUCCAAGAUAUUAUGCGAAGAUGCAGAAAUGGUCAGCCGCGACGAAUCAUCUGCACAAAGUCUGAGGCAAUUUCACCCGAAGAGGCAGCUCGUGGAGAUUCCCCUGCUGCUCUUAAAGUGAAGCAGAUGAAUAGAGAUGUCCAGGCUGUCCGAAAACAACUUGAAGAAACCAUAUGGGGUAUGCGGAAAGCGGAUGGAGAACGACUAAAAACACUCAACCACGAAUUAUUUCAACUAGACGACAGAGAAAAGGAGUUGGAUUUCGAGAUAAAAAAGUUUCUCAUCAAUCGGCGAAACUCCGAGGUGUCGCAAGAGCUCAUCCAAAGGUAUCCAAAUAUCAAGGUUUUCUGCAUCAGCAACACACUAUACUCUAAUUACCGUCACGGUCGGGGCAAUCAGGACAGCUUGGUGGAGGCAUAUAUUAAUCUUACGGGAAUUCGUGAGCUGCGACGCUAUUGCCAAUUGGUCCCAGCGGAUGCUCUAAUGCGUUCGGCAUCCGCGUUUCUGGAUCACAAAGUGCCAGCUCUUCUGUUAUCUUUGAAUCAGUGGGCAUUGUCUGGAAAAGAUUCGGUUAUGGCUGAAAAGGCCGGUAGCCUUCGACGGGUUCUGGAAAACAUACAACAGGCUCUUCACCAGGAAUUUAUUUCCUCUCGAGGAUGUGUUCAGCUUGCGCGUCAGAGCUUAGAUGAUCUAUUCGGGGAAUGUGUCUAUGAAGUGAUUCAGCGUUCUCGAGAUCGCUGGAUGACUGAUAGUAUUGAAACCAGCCUAAAAUGGGCAGGAUUGGCCCCUGGCACGUAUGCCGCCUUCUGUCGCAAAUCUGGAGACUACGCAACUCCAUCUGAGCCUCGUCGCUGCUGGAAUGAUGAGUUAGUCCGGCCAGUGCGUGGAGAGCUAAAUGAUAAAUGCAACGAUAUACUGGAUUGGUUGGAAGCCCAGACGGGGAAACUAGCGAGAGAAACUUGCGUCAUUUUUGAAAAAUUCCACAAAGAGAUUAAGGCGCAUAUUCAUCUUGCACCCUACGCUCUCAAAAAUCUUCAAAAAGGCAUGAAAUCCAGACAAAAAUGCAUUGAAAACCAUAUAAGGGAGUCUAUUCAGAAGAUUAUUCAGAGCUUUGAGUAUGAUGUCCCAGAGAUUGAUGAUUGCAAGCUCGAUUCUAACAAGCUCGCCAGACUCUUAAAGCGAGAUAUGCUUCAUGGCCACUCCAGCUCCUUCAUCUCUGUCCUGAUGCAGCCUGCUUAUGCCGCCAUCAAUCGUGAAGAAGGUGAUAGAAGUCACACCCGGCGGACAAGAAUCAUGAAUGAUCAUCUAGAGCAUUCAAGGAUUUUUACUGCUUUCUCUAGAGAGGUCCACACGGAGUACACAAAGAUUGUAACAGACUGCUUUGAUGACCUGCUGAAAAACUUAACCGAGCAGGUAGAUAGUAUGGGAAGAGACUUCCAGGCCGUUGUUACAGCUGAAGGCCAAAUUUCAGAGGCAGAACAGGCACCCGCAUUGGCGGAUGCGCUCAAGUCCAAGGUUUGGAAGAUACACGAGAUCCUGAAAAGUGCCCAGGCCACUGUACGGGAGCUCGAGGCGAAAGAGUAG